Haplochromis burtoni (Burton's mouthbrooder) is the source of this 4697-nucleotide messenger RNA. It is a transcript of the gene ppp6r2a, whose product is annotated as protein phosphatase 6, regulatory subunit 2a. Gene Ontology annotation, cellular component: nucleus; cytosol. NCBI's taxonomy places the organism in Eukaryota, Metazoa, Chordata, Actinopteri, Cichliformes, Cichlidae. The record is from RefSeq and is a predicted model, not a curated record. The transcript is spliced from 24 exons. Gene Ontology annotation, molecular function: protein phosphatase binding; protein phosphatase regulator activity. The coding region runs from base 706 to 3378 and encodes 890 amino acids.
UGCCCGCAACCAUGUCGCCAUUUUGAUUCGAAAAAUAUGACUGAGUUUUUCCUGCUUUGCGUGCUAAACUUAGCCCCGCGUUUGAAUUACUUUGUGUGCGAGUACGUAUCAUACACUUUGCAUUUGAAAUAACUCGGAUUGUUAUUAACACCACGUAGUCAUUCACGCGGGGGAACAGCUUAUUUUGUAGUCUUCUUAGCCACAUUUGACUAUCGUUAGCUAAGUUGAGCUAGCUAACGGCGGUCUGUGCUGUCGCAGACUGACCCCUUCUUCAAAACAAAUCACUAUUCGCUCACAGGCUAACGUAUGUUAGCUCAUACGGCUAGCUAACAGUAGCUGGACAGCUAGUGAUUUAGUAGCUGGCUGCUUAACGAAAAACAGCAACAACUCGGAUCACACGGAAUUACUCGCAGCGGACAUUCAACCAAAGGGUAUGGUGAGCCUCUCAGCGACCCGUCUCCUAAAGAGGCCCGCGUUUUAAAAGGAGACCCAUGCUGAUAAAUGCCAGGCCUCGCCACACUCUCUGUCGUCUGCACAAACACAAAUGCCUGCCUGCCCGUGGGGGAGGUCUGAUUAAAGAUAUCCACAUUUCAUCCACUGCUUGGAGCCCCUGCUUCCUCAUCCCAACCUUUCACUCUUAACUGUCCUACUCCUCUCUCCUCGCUCUGUCGGCCCAGGGCUGUGUCCCCCCUCCCAGCGGCCACCAUGUUUUGGAAGUUUGACCUGCACACCACCUCCCACAUUGACCAGCUGCUGGACAGGGAGGACGUGACGCUGAGAGAGCUGAUGGAGGAGGAUGACGUCCUGCAGGAGUGCAAGGCCCAAAACCGUCGGCUGCUCCUCUUCCUUUCCCAGGACCACUGCAUGCAGGAGCUGGUCAGCCUCAUCACCACAGAGCCACCUGCUGAUCUGGAGGAGCGAAGCCGCUUUAAGUUUCCCAAUGUUGCUUGUGAGCUUCUGACCUCAGAUGUUUCCAUUAUAAACGAUAAGCUGGGUGGAGACGAGUCUCUCCUCGAGAUGCUCUACCACUUCCUGGAACAGGACCCACCUCUCAAUCCUCUACUAGCCAGCUUCUUCAGCAAAACCAUCGGCAAUCUCAUUGCCAGGAAAACCGAACAGGUUAUUACCUUUUUAAAGAAAAAAGAAGGCUUUAUUGGUCUGGUGCUGAAACACAUUGACGCCUCUGCCAUGAUGGACCUGCUGCUUCGCCUCAUCAGUUGUGUGGAGCCUGCCCCUUUGAGACAGGAUGUUCUGCAUUGGUUAAACGAGGAAACGUUGGUUCAGAGACUCACAGAGCUCAUCCAUGCUGGCAAAGAUGAGGAGAGACAAUCAAAUGCGUCCCAAACGCUGUGUGACAUCAUCCGCCUUAGCCGAGAUCAGGCCAGUCAGAUGCAGGAGAACGUAGAAGCCGACCCACUAUUGGCUGUGCUAGAAUCGCAGGAGAGCGUGGCGGGGCUUCUCAAGAACAUGUUUGAGGGGGAGAGGAGCGAGGCCUCCAUCGUUAAUGGAACUCAAGUGCUACUUACCUUACUGGAGACCAGGAGGUCUGGGUUGGAAGGGCUGAUGGAUCUGUAUUCUCAGGGUUAUGAAAGGUCUUACACUGUCAACAGCAGUAUUUUAAAUGCCAUUGAGCCCCAUUUAAAGGACUUCCAGCAGCUUCUUCAGGAUCCCCCCAAGAAAAGUGCAAUAUUGACGACCUUUGGCCUUCUAGAUCAGCCACUGGGGAAUGCUCGCCUUCAUGUGGCCCGGCUGGUGGCUGCCCUGCUCCAGACCAAUGCACCCAAUAUCUGCCAGGAGCUCUGUAACCUGGCCACCAUGGACCUGCUACUGGAUCUGUUCUUCAAAUACUCCUGGAAUAACUUUUUGCACUUCCAAGUGGAGCUGUGUGUGGCCUCUAUCCUGAACCAUCCUUCCUCAGAGGAGCGGCCAGGCCUAGGCCUGCAGAACCACGAAGAGAGCGCUACAGCGUCCAGCCCUCAGGCGCAAGAGGAGGACGCGACAACGGAUGGGACGAGCGACCCACAGACCUGCAUCCACGGUGCGCUCGUGGCACAUCUCUUCCAGAAGUGUCGACUGCUUCAAAGGAUCCUUGAUGCCUGGGAGGAGAACGAUAGAAUACAGGCUGAUGGUGGUACCAGGAGAGGCAACAUGGGUCACCUGACUAGAAUAGCCAACAUGGUGGUCCAGAACCUGGAGAAAGGACCAGUACAGACCCAGAUCUCUGACCUCAUCAGAGAGCUGCCAGAAGACUGCAGAGGUCGCUGGGAGAGCUUUGUGGACGAGACCCUGAGAGAAACUAACAGGAGGAAUACCGUAGAACUGGUAAGCACUCACAAUAUGCACUCGUCCAGUGAGGACGAUGACAUGGAGAGCCCCUUCCCCAACGACCUGUCACUCCAACAGGCUUUCUCAGACUAUCAGAUCCAACAGAUGACUGCCAGCUUUGUGGAUCAGUUUGGCUUCAACGACGAGGAGUUUAGCGAACAUGAUGAAAAUAUCAAUGCUACGUUUGACAGAAUCGCCGAAAUAAACUUCAAUCUAGAUGCUGAUGAUAACAGUGCCAACGCAGCUGCAUUUGAAGCCUGCUGCAAAGAGAGGAUACGCCAGUUUGAUGAUGCUGAAGAGGAGGAGGAUAUCUGGGACGAUAAGGAGAUCAACUAUGCAACACAAGCUAAAUCCAGAACAAGGUUCGGGGUCUCUCAAACCUCAGAGGGAAGCUCCAGGAGCAGCAUGGAAAACGGAGGUCGGGAGCGGGACCGUGCAUCUGAAUCGGAUGAGGACGAAGACUCUGAGCAGAACACGUCAGAUUCGGGUCCUGGCUGGACAGCAAAUUUCAGGGAUUCUGGAGAGAGCGCAGCAUCCCAAACCUCCCCCGGGUGGGAGAGCUCAGCAGGGAGCGCGACCGAGACACAGCAGACUGGCUGGGCUAACUUCACUGAGUUCCAGCCUUUCUCUGGUACAAAGACAGAUCCCAGGUGCAGCUCUCCUGUGGAAACGGGCAGCAGUGAUGUGGAUAAACAAGCCAAACAAAACCACGAGAAGAGCGCAGAUGUUAGUACCUCCCCUGGUCCAGCAGGAGAAGGGAGAAAGGCUCCACUCGUGGCCUCAGACAGCAGCUCCUCCGGCGGCUCUGACAGCGAGGAGGAUGACAAAAAUGCUGGUGCUCCUCCCACCUUAGAAACAGCCAGUGCCCCGGGCAACAAGACGGCGGACCUCAAAAGUGAGGAGUGUCCGGUGUCUCUGGAGAAGCUCUCCCUGUCGGAUCCUCCUACAGCUUCAGAGCAGCAGCCUGCUGAGGAUCUACCUGUAAACACGCAGACUGACAGGAAAGAGGAAACGCCACCGCCCCAGGAAGUGUCGGUCAACGGGCCCGUGUGAGCGCGAUGGGCGCCGCAGCCCCUGAGAGACGCAGACUGUCAGCCUCCUCCAGAGUGACUCCCCUAAAUAACCUCACUGCAACUACGGUGUUUUUACUGAAUCACUCUGCCAUGUUAUUGGACCUGGACACUGCCAAUCGACACCAAUAACGAGGCGGCAGGACAUGUAAAAAACAACCCCCCACACAAAAAAAGAAAAAGCGAGACGGAGCAGAGUGCAGAGGAAUCUUCUUCAAAGCCUUUUCCUGAUGUUGCACAUGAUCCCGUGCAGUUUUAAUGUAGCAGCGAUCUUUGAAACGACAGAGUCCGAGGGGUAACAUCGUCACCGCUAUUUUUUUAUGUCCUCAAACAUUACUCUCCCGCUUCCCACCCUUUGGGAUUUUACAUGGGCACCCCGAAUGGAUAGCACAGGCCAACUCUAAAUGAUGCCUCAACAAUAAAUACGUUGUUUUUCCUUCAAGCUUAAGAAAAAGCACUUAUGCAGCCAUUUACUGUACAUUAUAGCACAAUGAUGUAAGUGUUGUACCUUCAUCUCUGCUGGUUGUCUCCUCUGUCCUCACAUCAAGGUUUUAUCCAGUGUUUGGGUUUUUUUGGUUUUGGUCGCUGUUGAUGAAACAUCCUCACCAUCGUACGUCACCAGGUUUCUGAAUGUUUUGAAGUGCUUCAGGACGCUCUGUUGAAGAGGAGGAGAAGCGGGUCAAUGAACAGAGCUCUAAUAGUAUUACUGUCUUUUGCUCAUGUGCAAUAAUGUCAAUUAGCCAUUUUAUUUAAAAAGAAAAAAUCUGGCAUCAGAGACUCAUUGGGUAGUUUCAGAUUUGGAUAUGAUCUCAAUUUUCUCUUCUUUUACUUUAGUGCAUGUAUAACCGGUUCUCUGUUGACCUAGCUAGUGAGCUAAGACCUUCUGAUUGUAUUGACCUUUACGUUCUUGCUAUCCCCCUUAAAUCAACCAAACUUUAUCUACCUAUAUACAAAUAUUAUCUACAUUUAUAAGUAAUUUUACAAGCAACCUUGAGAUUACUAUUUUUGUCUGUUCCUUUUCUCUCUUUCCACCAAGCACUUACUCACAGGGGGAGAGUGACAUUUGGUAAGAGUGACGCUGUAUGCCCCCCACCCCCCUUUUAUUAUUAUUAUUAUUAAUAAUUUUUUUAAGGUUAAUUUUAUUUUGUUUCUGAGCAGCAGAAUUGGAGGGAGAGCAGGUCUGAGUUCUGCAGAGCUACAGACCUCUUUGGUGUACUUAAAUCAUUUGACAGCGAUCAGGUUCUAUGAUUAUUGUUAAAAAAUUCAAAUUAAAAGUGUCUGGCUGACCACAUUAAUACCAAA